AUGAGAAGACCAAAUGAAGUAGAGUAUAACAAAACAGCUUUAAUGGGUAUUUUAUAUUAUUAAUUUUAGCUAAUUGGUACGAAGAUAGAUUGGCUCCUUAAUAGUUAUAGAGAGAUCCAAAUGCUUAAAAAUCUGUAUUUGAUAAGAAUAUAACUAGUUAAGAACUGUUGAAGAGGGAAUAUCCAUACCUGGUGAUAAUGGAUGCUUACUUCCAUUGCCUAGAGUGAAUCGCAAUCCUCCUUACAUUACAAAAGAAAUAAUAGUUCCAGAUGAUGGAUAUGUAUCAUGAUAUUAAUAAUAUAUUAGAGAGAAUUCAGGACAGAAUUCUAAACAAAAUUUGAUGCAAAGAAUAUUUAGAAUAUGUAAUUAGGUGAUUGUAGAGCUCUUGUAAAAACAAAUGGAGAAAAAGUAAAUUUUCCUGAAUGUAAUCCAACAGUUGCAUAAACAGCAGGAGCAAGAUCAAUAAAACAAUUAGAUUAAACAAAUAUGCAAUAAAUUUUGGUUGAUAGAGCUGUUCAUUAAAAUUAUACAGACUUUGGAUCAACAUUCAGAAAUCAUCCAGAAUAGCAUAAUAAAUUUUAUUCAAUUACUACUUACUAAUAAUCAUUUCAACUUCCUGAAAAUAAUGUCAAAGAAAUUUUAACAGAUAAAAAUGUAAAACCUAUAGCUGCUGGAUGUAGAGAAAGAGAUCCUUUUGAUUAAGGAUUGAAAAUGACUUCUGUAAUUACAGGUGAAAAAUAUAGAGAUUGUAUAAUUCAUAAUUAUAUUAUAUAGCUGUUGAUCCAAAAGAAAAUACUGAAGUAUAAAGAUAAUGGGUUCAUUGUGGGGAUUCUGGAUUAAAAACUGCUUAAAAUAAUUUGAGAUCUAGUAGUAUUUAGAAUUAUAAGAAAACUGCUUAUUAAGUUCAUCCAUAUGAUAUAGCUACAAGUUUACCUUUAGGAGGUAUAUAAUUAAAAUAUGUAGAUGGUGUUUACACUCUACAUCCUAAAUAUACAGAUCCUGGAUAAUUUAGACAUAUUAGAAGUGAUGUAACUAGAAUUAUGAACAAACCAAUCACAAGAAAAUGA
Molecule: messenger RNA, 1067 nt
Organism: Paramecium pentaurelia
Lineage: Eukaryota; Ciliophora; Oligohymenophorea; Peniculida; Parameciidae
Source: the annotation of a GenBank genome assembly